GUGCAGGCUGCCUGGAUGGCACAGUGGGUUUCCCGUUGGACUGUUAACCUCAAGGAGACCCAGCAGAAAUCUACGAAUGUGGUCUACCAGGCCCACCACGUGAGCAGGAACAAGAGAGGACAGGUGGUUGGAACAAGGGGUGGAUUCCGAGGAUGUACUGUGUGGCUUACAGGUCUCUCCGGUGCGGGGAAAACAACCGUGAGCUUCGCUCUGGAAGAGUACCUAGUCUCCCAUGCCAUCCCUUGUUACUCUCUGGAUGGGGACAACGUCCGCCAUGGCCUGAACAAAAACCUGGGCUUCUCCCCUGGGGACAGAGAAGAGAACAUCCGCCGGAUUGCCGAGGUGGCCAGGCUGUUUGCAGAUGCCGGUCUGGUCUGCAUCACCAGCUUCAUUUCACCUUUCACGAAGGACCGUGAGAAUGCCCGCAAAAUCCAUGAAUCAGCGGGACUGCCGUUCUUUGAAAUAUUCGUGGAUGCGCCGCUCAAAGUUUGUGAAAGUCGAGAUGUGAAAGGCCUUUACAAACGGGCCCGGGCUGGGGAGAUUAAAGAAACUGACCUGGUCAAGGUUGGAAGCAGGCUGUACUCAGAAAACUUCCAGACCCUCAACUCUUUCUACCGGAAAACAAACUUGACCAAGUGCGAGCUGAGGCCAAGACUCUCCCUUCCUUGUCCAUUACUAAGAUUUCCCGCCUUUUCCCUGCAGUCAAGCUGUCAUUUCACAUUUAUUGCUGCUGUAGAUAAGCCUCUGCAGGACUUCUUCCCUCAAACUGUUACAGCCCACAAACGAUCCUCGAUUUUGGCCAUGCGCCUUUUGCAGGAUGUGUUUGGAAAGGGCAUUGUCCACCCUGGAGGCAGAGCUUCGUGCCCUCCGUUCACGCCUCCCGUGGCUCUUUCCACAGAUGGCGUGAUCAACCUGAGCAUCCCCAUCGUCCUGCCGGUGACCACGGAGGACAAGCAGCGCCUGGAGGGGAGCAGCAAGCUGGUGCUGGUGCACGGCGGGCGGCAGGUGGCCAUCUUGCGAGACCCCGAAUUCUACGAGCACAGGAAAGAGGAACGCUGCUCCCGGGUGUGGGGGACGACGUGUGUGAAACACCCCCAUAUCAAAAUGGUGAUGGAGAGUGGUGAUUGGCUGGUUGGUGGAGACCUUCAGGUGCUGGAGAGAAUCAGGUGGAAUGAUGGGCUGGACCAAUACCGCCUGACGCCUCUGGAACUGAAACAGAAAUGUAAAGAAAUGCGUGCUGAUGCUGUAUUUGCAUUCCAGUUGCGCAAUCCUGUCCACAAUGGCCAUGCCCUGCUGAUGCAAGACACCCGCCGCCGGCUCCUGGAGAGGGGUUAUAAGCACCCUGUCCUCCUGUUACACCCCCUGGGUGGCUGGACCAAGGAUGAUGAUGUGCCCCUCGACUGGAGGAUGAAGCAGCAUGCGGCGGUGCUUGAGGAAGGGGUCUUGGAUCCCAAGUCCACCAUCGUGGCUAUCUUCCCCUCUCCCAUGUUGUAUGCUGGCCCCACUGAGGUCCAGUGGCACUGCAGGGCACGGAUGAUUGCAGGUGCCAACUUCUACAUUGUUGGCCGGGACCCUGCAGGAAUGCCCCACCCUGAGACCAAGAAAGACCUGUAUGAGCCCACCCAUGGAGGCAAGGUUUUGAGCAUGGCCCCAGGCCUUACCUCGGUGGAAAUCAUUCCCUUCCGUGUGGCUGCCUACAACAAAGUCAAAAGAGCCAUGGACUUCUACGAUCCAGCAAAGCACGAUGAGUUUGACUUCAUCUCUGGAACGCGGAUGAGGAAGCUCGCCCGGGAGGGAGAGAACCCCCCAGAUGGCUUCAUGGCUCCCAAAGCAUGGAAAAUCCUGACGGAUUACUACCAGUCCCUGGAAAAGAACAACUAAAUGCCCGAGGCUCCAAAGUUUCUUUUUAAAGUGCUCUCUGAUUCCCUUUUCUAUUGUUGUGAUUAGAUGCUUUCUAUUCAGUUGCUUCUCAAUGAGCUGAUUUUCAAGUUACUGUUUAGAACGAGGCAAAAGUGUGUCUGUAAUUUAAAGUCAAGAUGAAUUUAAUUUUAUUUUUUUAAGUCGAAUCAGAGCCCACAGGGAAUGGUAAUAGACCAAUAGUAUAGGAAGUCAGAGGGGCAGCCUCUUCUUCCAGCUCCUCAGGAGAGAAAAGAAAAAGAAGUAAAUGAAGAGGAAUUCUCACCUUGUAUGAGGUAUGGCUCGUGUCAAGAUCCUGGCUCAUGUUAUACCUCAUGCCUGUACACACAGCCUUACCACCUAAUCUCUUUGUUAAAGUGUAAAACCUGACUGUAGAAACCAAAUAUAUGAAAAUGUGAAUUGAACCUCAGAAAUCUAUGCAACCUCAUGCUGCCCAGAAACUCUUACUGUCUGAGGAGGAGGUGAUGGCCUUUUGUGAGCCGCGAACUGCAAGAAAAUGGCGGCUUUGGAGUCGAGUGCUUUGAUGAAAGGACUCCAACAAUCUGGUGGGAUGUGGUGGGAAGUUAACGUGUUCUUUGCUGUGGUCAUUGUGCCCUGGGCAUGGGCAGCUGUAACCAAAAACAAAACCCACCAUCAGAGACGCACAGGGUGCUGGAGCUAGUUGGUUAGGACCCGAGCAAAGA
Molecule: messenger RNA, 2600 nt
Organism: Echinops telfairi (small Madagascar hedgehog)
Lineage: Eukaryota; Metazoa; Chordata; Mammalia; Afrosoricida; Tenrecidae
Gene: PAPSS2
Product: 3'-phosphoadenosine 5'-phosphosulfate synthase 2
Exons: 11
Coding region: 16-1881 (621 amino acids)
Biological process (GO): sulfate assimilation; 3'-phosphoadenosine 5'-phosphosulfate biosynthetic process
Molecular function (GO): sulfate adenylyltransferase (ATP) activity; adenylylsulfate kinase activity; ATP binding
Source: RefSeq, a predicted model, not a curated record